This is a messenger RNA of Cucurbita maxima (winter squash), 1728 nucleotides long. Its product is annotated as 26S proteasome non-ATPase regulatory subunit 11 homolog. The transcript is spliced from 2 exons. Gene Ontology annotation, cellular component: proteasome regulatory particle, lid subcomplex. Lineage: Eukaryota; Viridiplantae; Streptophyta; Magnoliopsida; Cucurbitales; Cucurbitaceae. Gene Ontology annotation, biological process: ubiquitin-dependent protein catabolic process. The record is from RefSeq and is a predicted model, not a curated record. The coding region runs from base 235 to 1503 and encodes 422 amino acids. Gene Ontology annotation, molecular function: protein binding; structural molecule activity.
GAAAAUGAUUUCCUAACAGAGAAGGGGCACUUUACCUCAUCCCCAAGAAAGAACGCCAACGAACCCUAUUCUUUCGUCCCUUUCCAUUUCACAAAUUGGAUCUUGUUCUUGCGACUCCGAUUCUCUCUGCAACCCAAUUUGUCAGCAAAUCCGUUUUCGCUGCUCUCUCCGUUGUCUGAAUUUCAUCUCACACUCAUCGCCGUCGCCCACGUUCCAGUGUUCAAGUCUGUAACAAUGUCAACAUCUUAUCUACCUGCCACUACUGAUUCAAUUGCUGAGGCUUUAGAAGCUAACAAUUCGUCAGAGUCUAUCUCAAUCCUUUACCGUAUUCUUGAAAACCCUUCAUCUUCCCCUGAGGCUCUACGGAUAAAAGAACAGGCCAUAACAAAUCUCUCGGAUCUUCUCAGGCAAGAGAAUCGUGCAGAGGAUCUUCGGAACCUUUUGACUCAACUUAGGCCUUUCUUUAACUUGAUACCAAAAGCAAAAACAGCAAAAAUUGUCCGAGGAAUCAUUGAUGCCGUGGCUAAAAUACCCGACACAUCUGAUCUACAAAUUUCCCUAUGCAAGGAAAUGGUUCAGUGGACACGUGCUGAGAAGCGAACUUUCCUUCGGCAACGGGUUGAGGCCAGGCUUGCAGCUCUUUUGAUGGAAAAUAAGGAGUACCCGGAAGCCUUAAAUCUCCUGACUGGAUUAAUCAAGGAAGUAAGAAGACUGGAUGAUAAGCUCCUCCUCGUAGACAUAGAUCUACUGGAAAGCAAGCUCCAUUUUUCUCUGAGGAACCUCCCUAAAGCGAAGGCUGCACUUACUGCCGCAAGAACAGCUGCUAAUGCCAUAUACGUGCCUCCAGCACAACAGGGCACUAUUGACUUGCAGAGUGGAAUCCUUCAUGCGGAAGAGAAGGAUUACAAAACUGCUUACAGUUAUUUCUUUGAAGCUUUUGAAGCCUUCAAUGCUCUUGAAGAUCCCCGGGCUGUAUUUAGCCUCAAAUAUAUGUUGCUGUGCAAAAUAAUGGUUAACCAGGCUGAUGAUGUGGCAGGAAUAAUUUCAUCAAAAGCGGGUCUACAAUACGUGGGAAUUGAGCUAGAUGCCAUGAAGACUGUAGCUGAUGCACAUUCCAAACGUUCAUUAAAGCUUUUUGAGAUGGCACUUAGAGAUUUUAAGGCUCAACUAGAGGAAGACCCUAUUGUCCACAGGCAUCUCUCUUCUCUCUAUGACACUUUGUUGGAGCAAAAUCUGUGCAGGUUGAUCGAACCAUUCUCAAGAGUUGAGAUUGCUCAUAUUGCCGACCUGAUUGAACUGCCAGUGGAUCAUGUGGAAAAGAAGUUGUCUCAGAUGAUUCUAGACAAGAAGUUUGCAGGGACCUUAGAUCAAGGUGCUGGAUGCCUAAUCAUUUUCGACGACCCGAAGACUGAUGCCAUAUAUCCAGCCACACUGGAAACCAUUUCCAACAUUGGCAAGGUUGUGGAUAGUCUCUAUGUUAGGUCAGCAAAGAUAAUGGCAUAAGGUUUCUGGCAUCAGACUGAACCCGCUUCGUGCGAGCUGCUGUAGUUUUGCACUUCGGUUGCCUUGGUAUGGAACUGCCAUGUUUUUUUACUCUUGAAUUUCCAAAAGUACGUCUAUAUGGUGAUUUAAAAGAACUUUAGUAUGAAGUUGUAGCUGCAGAAAGACGGUUUAGGCUCAUUAUUAAAACUUGAAAUGAAUUUAGAUCAGUGUGUGUACCUUGCCUCU